Messenger RNA from Penicillium subrubescens, 1428 nucleotides. Its product is annotated as Zn(II)2Cys6 transcription factor. Gene Ontology annotation, cellular component: nucleus. Gene Ontology annotation, biological process: positive regulation of transcription by RNA polymerase II. The record is from RefSeq and is a predicted model, not a curated record. Gene Ontology annotation, molecular function: transcription cis-regulatory region binding; zinc ion binding; DNA-binding transcription factor activity, RNA polymerase II-specific. NCBI's taxonomy places the organism in Eukaryota, Fungi, Ascomycota, Eurotiomycetes, Eurotiales, Aspergillaceae. Bases 1 to 1428 code for a protein of 475 amino acids. The transcript has 2 exons.
AUGGGUGCCCGAUCUCGCUCAGGGUGUUUGUCCUGUCGGCGUCGCAAGAAAAAAUGUGACGAGACGAAGCCGAUCUGCGCGGCUUGCCUGCGCAAUGCCCUCAGCUGUGUCUGGCCAGACACAAGCCCGCUAGGAGCAGCCCCAGAGGUAGUGUCAACUCCGCAACUGCAAACACAAACGUUCCCUGCCCGCUCCGUACCUGCGUCUGACGCGUGGGCCCUCACCAUUGGUGCGCCCAGGGACCUCCCAACCAUUACUAUCCCGGCAUCCCCGUCCAGUUUUCCUCUGUUAGGAUCGGCGGCAUCGGGAUCGGAGACCUGGAGGCUACUUGAUCAUUACUUGAAAGAUACGGCAAACCGGCUCGCAUGUCUUCAGGAUAGCGAAAAUCCGUUUCUUCAUACAAUACUCCCAGUUGCGCUCGGCGAUGAACUUAUAAUGAAUUCAAUUCUGGCCCUUUCGGGGGUGCACAUGAUGCAACGGCUCCCUCGGCUGAAUCUCGAGAUGCAAUCAUUGACUUGGUCCCGGUAUACUCGAGCAUUGCAGCAACUCAGGCUUGCUUUGUCGGAGACCAUUGACGGUAGUAAUGUAGAUGCUGCCUGGCGUGCUUUGCUAGUUGUCUUGAUAUUCUAUCUUCUCGAGGCCACAAGGGGCAACGACCCGAAAGCCAUGCAGCGACAUUUAGAGGGAGCUCAUUAUCUAAUGGCUCAUGUACUACGCUCUGGUGAAACGCCCACGCAACCCAGUAUUGUAUCGUUCGCGACUGAACUUUAUGUCUACAACGCUGCCCUUGCAUCAUUCACUACGAAUUCCCCGCCAGCCCUGAUCACGUCCCCUAGCAUGAGCCUGAAUAGCCUUGGUAGCGCAGAUCGUGAAAUUGGCGUCCUAUGCGGCUGCGCCUAUGAGCUUUUCACCUUCGUACCACAAGUCGCAGCCUUACUCCGAAGUUUCGCCUCCUGUGAAUCCUCGGAGACAACCUUCAAGGAGGACCUGAUGUUAGAGUACUACAGCAUAAGAGCACAGAUCGAGAACUGGAAACCUCGCAGUGAUCAGCGAGAAUUGGUGCUCUGUGCAGAGCUCUAUCAGCAGAGCCUUUUGUUGCUCCUAGAUUACCGUUUUACAGACAAACCGACUGAUGAUAUUGUCGACCUCGCAUUCUGGAAACUUAACUCGAUCAUAUCGCAGUUGCCCCCGAACUCUCCCAUUGCGACCACGGCAAAUUGGCCUCUUUUUGCAUUCGGGAUACAUGCUCGGAAAUCACAUCACCGAGAGAUUAUUCGGUCAUAUCUACAGUCUCUCGUCAAGUUCUUUGGGAUGGGAGUGAUGUCAACAGCGCUCAGGCAGCUUGAAGAGCUGUGGAUAUCAGAGCCUGGACAUGAUGUGAUCAGCAAGUUCUUUACGAACCAGAACGAAUUGCUAUUGAUCUGCUGA